This is a messenger RNA of Brienomyrus brachyistius, 2950 nucleotides long. It is a transcript of the gene wtap, whose product is annotated as WT1 associated protein. Gene Ontology annotation, cellular component: nucleus. The transcript has 8 exons. Gene Ontology annotation, biological process: regulation of alternative mRNA splicing, via spliceosome. The record is from RefSeq and is a predicted model, not a curated record. Bases 703 to 1827 code for a protein of 374 amino acids. Lineage: Eukaryota; Metazoa; Chordata; Actinopteri; Osteoglossiformes; Mormyridae.
GGGGGGGGUAACUGGCGUGCUCGUACGGCGUGAUGGCUUGUAUCAUCCGGCACCCAGAUUACAGAAACGGCGCUGUUUUGCUCCGUGGUGUAGUGCAUUAUAAGCCGCCUCCAUCGCGGCCAAAUCGCCGCAAUCCGAGCCUUUUUAUUAAGCUUUAAUAGUUGCGCCCCCCCGACCCAUUUAUGCAAUUUCGGACGAAGCAUCGGUUAGCUACUGUGCUGUACUAGUUAAAAAAAAUAACAGGCGCUAAAGCAAGAAGGCACCAGGCCAGAUAGGUGUUCCGCAGUAAUGUGAGAUGCGAAGGAAAAAAAACACUACUUUUAUCGCGUAGCUAGUUAUUUAUGCUAUAUUUCGUUUCGAAUCAUUAUUAUGUAUAGUUCAUUUUGAAAUUAACGGUACUGCAGCACUUUCAAAAUAGCUGGCCGUACAUGUAUAUGUCUGGCUGAAUUACUGACUGUCCACUUCCGGGAAUUUUGUAAUUAAUUGCUCAUUGCGGCAUACCUGCAUUUUUCACCGUGAUUUAUAAUUUCUUGUGGCACAUACAUUUCUUUAUUAAACUGGGUUUUAUACCUCGCGAUUUCUUCAGAUGCCAGUCAUAACUGAUUUUACUUUUAAAGUUUCCCCAUUAGGUAAUUUUGCUGGGUAAUGACCUUUGCAGGGGAAUCAUCUAUGUGAAGGAGUCGUGCCCCUUCAGAGUUCAGAAUGACUAAUGAGGAACCUCUACCAAAGAAGGUUCGCCUUAGUGAGUCUGACCUGAAGACACUCACCAGAGAGGAGCUAUGUGCCAGGUGGAAGCAGCAUGAAGCCUAUGUCCAGUUGCUGGAGGCGAAAUAUGCAGAUCUGAAUUCCAAUGACCUGACUGGUCUGAAGGAGUCAGAGGAGAAGCUGAAGCAGCAGCAGCAGGAGUCGGCAAGAAGGGAGAACAUCCUGGUCAUGCGGCUCGCCACCAAGGAGCAGGAGAUGCAAGAGUGCACGACCCAGAUCCAGUAUCUGAAGCAAGUGCAGCAGCCCCGCGCCGCCCAGCUGAGGUCCUCCAUGGUGGAUCCGGCCAUCAACUUGUUUUUCCUUAAAAUGAAGAGUGAACUGGAACAGACUAAAGACAAACUGGAGCAAGCCCAAAAUGAACUGAGUGCCUGGAAGUUUACACCUGAUAGCCAAACAGGCAAAAAGUUGAUGGCGAAAUGCCGGAUGCUCAUUCAGGAGAACCAGGAGCUGGGCAGGCAGCUCUCACAGGGCCGCAUUGCCCAGCUGGAGGCCGAGCUCGCCCUGCAGAAGAAGUACAGCGAGGAGCUGAAGAGUAGUCAGGACGAGCUGAACGACUUCAUCAUCCAGCUGGACGAGGAGGUGGAAGGCAUGCAGAGCACUAUCCUGGUCUUGCAGCAGCAGCUUAAGGAGACACGUCAGCAGCUGUCCCAGCAGGGCCAGGUGUCGUCGUGCCACACCCCCGGCCCGUCUGACAUGCCGGCCAAAGACUGCGGGAGGGUGGCCAAUGGACCCGCGGGUGGCAGUCCCCCACUCUACGGGGAGGUCAGCAGCAUCGAAGACGACUCACCAGCCUCGCCGGGUGGCCAGGCCAAGCUGACCAACCACUCUGAGGAGCAGCCGGGGCAGGGGACCGGCUAUAUGAACCAGCUGAGCGGAGGCUACGAGAGCGUGGACUCGCCCACGGGGAGCGAUGCGUCUCUCACGCAACACUCGAACGACACAGACUCCACUACCGACCCCCAGGAGGAUAAGGCGGCCGGUGGCAAGGUUAGAACUGGGGGUUCCCGCCAUGCCCAGAAUGGCCUGGACUCCAGCGCGAGCUCACACAGCACGGUUUUGUAACAUUCUUUACACAUCAGCUUUUUAUAUCCAACAAAUAGUGUCAUUAAACGUUUUGGCUGAGGAUACUGUCCACAGUUGCUGGGACUCAUCAUUUUUUGUUUUUUGUUUUUUUUUCCUUUGUAUUUUUUCUUCGCUUCUCGUGGUAUCUCUGCCGCAGUUGAAACUUUUAAUUACGUCGCUAAACGAGAACAGUAAAAGCAGUGGAUUAAUGUAGAUUUGAGGGUUUUUUUUUUUUUUUAAACCAUUUAACUGAACACUUCAGUGCUUUGAAAGCUUUUGAACAUGCCUGGUUCAGUGCAGCCCUUGUGUACUAAGAAUCCUGAUAAGAAUUUUUUUUUUUUUUUGCAUCUAGCAAUUACAGCUAUGGCCAACAAAAUGAUGACACCACAGGUUCUGUCUAGUUAUUUUAAAUAGCAUUGCCAAUGUUCAGGGUGUCCUUAGUUUCUUGGUGUUAAGCUUCAUUUUUAUUUUCUUCCCAUUCUAGGCAGACUUCUGUUUGACUUGUGUGUAGUUCUGCAUAUACCAUGUGAAAUUCCUAUUAUUCUGAUUCAGCCCUUUUCAUGUACUGACCAAAUAUCAAUAAAAACUUUUAAUAAUAUGGCUCUCUAAUUUCUCCCCAUAUUUGUUUCACAUGCAGCGGGGUUAUUCGCCUGGCAUGUACGUUUGAGUCUGAUAGUCCUGGUUGUUGAGUUGUCCCUAUCCUGUCGGUGUCAGCUAAACUGGCCAUAUUUUAAAAGCAAGUUCGAUGCAGCGACCUCACUCAAGCAGGAAGGAUGUCCCCUUGGUUAUGGUGCUCUGGAAGCUGCAGACUCGAAACCGUUUUCUGCUCUCAUGUCUGUUAUGCAGCUCAAUGCUUCUUACUGUACUCACAACAAUAUGAGCAACAGGUUUAUAAUCGACACGUGCGCCGUGUAGAAUGGGUGAGCUUUAGAGAACGGACUUUCAAUGUAGUGAUGUUAAGAUGUGUUCUAACUUAUUUUUGUAAUGCCAUUUUUUUUCCUGUCAGACUUCAUACACAAUUCAAAUUGUAAUGGGAUCUGUUUAAUGUCAAAGCCUGAACCAUAGCUUAGUAGCUGUGUAGUACAUUGGUGUUACAGGGUUUGGGAAUAAACAACUGAAAAUA